AUGGCGAUCCGAAAGGCAGUCAAAGGAACUGCUGUCGUAGCAAGUGGAGGCUUGGUAGCCUUUUAUGGCCUAACAAAGCUGACCGAAUACAGGAAAAAACAGGCUCGACUCUCGCGCGUGGAGGCGGUUGAACAGGUGAACAUGGCCUUCCAAGAUGAGCUCCCGUCCAGGCAAGCCCAGCUAACGGCCUUACGCAACACCCAGGAGUUUGAUGUUCUCGUUGUAGGGGGAGGAGCCACGGGCUCAGGUUGUGCCUUAGACGCCGUGACACGGAAUCUUAAAACUGCCCUGGUGGAGCGAGACGAUUUCUCAUCUGGGACCAGCAGCCGGAGCACCAAGCUCAUUCACGGAGGAGUCCGAUAUCUACAGAAAGCCAUUGUGAAAUUAGAUUACGAACAGUAUAUGAUGGUGAAGGAAGCACUGCAUGAGCGUUCCAACCUCCUGAAUAUCGCCCCUCAUCUGACUGCACUUUUACCCAUCAUGCUCCCCAUAUACAAGUGGUGGCAGCUUCCCUACUACUGGGCAGGGAUCAAGAUAUACGACCUGGUGGCUGGAGCCCAGUGCUUGAAGAGCAGCUACAUCCUCACCAAGACCAAGGCUCUGGAGCUCUUUCCUAUGUUGAAGAGAGACAAACUGGUCGGAGCCAUUGUCUACUAUGAUGGACAACACAACGACGCUCGAAUGAAUCUCGCCAUCGCCCUCACUGCUGCCAGGUAUGGGGCUGCCAUAGCCAAUUACACUGAAGUGGUGCACCUACUGAAGAGGGUAGAUCCUCAGAUGGGCAAAGAGAGGGUCUGUGGAGCGCACUGCAGGGACGUGAUCACAGGGCAGGAAUUUGAUGUCAGAGCCAAAUGUGUUAUCAAUGCCACAGGACCUUUUACCGAUGCACUGCGGAAAAUGGAUGAUCAGAAGAACCCCAACAUCUGUCAGCCCAGUGCUGGGGUGCACAUCGUCAUCCCGGGCUAUUACAGUCCAGACAACAUGGGGCUCCUGGACCCAGCCACCAGCGACGGACGCGUCAUCUUCUUCCUGCCCUGGGAGAAGAUGACCAUCGCCGGGACCACAGACACGCCCACGGAGAUCACACCGCACCCCAUCCCCAUGGAGGAGGACAUCAACUUCAUCCUCACGGAGGUCCGCAACUACCUCAGCCCCGAUGUCGAAGUGAGGAGAGGAGAUGUUUUGGCAGCCUGGAGUGGUAUUCGUCCGCUGGUCACAAACCCCAACUCCAAGGACACUCAGUCAAUCUGCAGGAAUCAUAUUGUCCACAUCAGUGACAGCGGACUGGUCACCAUAGCUGGUGGGAAAUGGACAACAUAUCGCUCCAUGGCGGAGGAUACCCUGGAUGCUGCAGUCAAGGCCCAUAACCUUUCUGCUGGCCCCAGUAAGACAGUGGGCCUGAUGCUAGAGGGAGCUAAAGACUGGACUCCUACCAUGUACAUCCGCCUGGUACAGGACUAUGGCCUGGAGGUGGAGGUGGCCCAACAUCUGGCCUCUUCCUACGGAGGGAGGGCCUACGAGGUCGCCAAAAUGGCCCAUGUCACCGGCAAACGAUGGCCCAUUGUCGGCAAACGCCUCGUAUCUGAAUUCCCCUACAUUGAGAGUGAGGUCCAGUAUGCCAUUAAAGAGUAUGCGUGCACGGCCAUUGAUGUGAUCGCCAGGCGCACGCGGCUGGGCUUCCUGAAUGUGCAGGCAGCCGAGGAGGCCCUUCCACGUAUCGUAGACAUCAUGGGAAAGCAGCUGACGUGGAGUGAGCAGAGGAAGAGGGAGGAGCUAUCUGCAGCCAAACAGUUCCUGUAUUAUGAGAUGGGCUACAAGGCUCGCUCAGAGCAGCUGACCGACACCUCCGAGAUCACCCUCACUCCUGCUGAGGUGGGCAGGUAUAUGAAAAGGUUCCACAAGUUUGACAAAGAAAAUAAGGGCUUCAUCACCACCGUGGAUGUUCAGCGGGUAUUAGAGAGUAUCAAUGUCUAUAUAGAUGCAGACACCCUCCAUGAAAUUCUGAAUGAAGUUGACCUCAAUAAAAACGGACAAGUGGAAUUUAAUGAAUUCUUGCAGUUAAUGAGUGCUGUGAAGAAGGGCCAGGUGUCGGCCAACCGUCUGGCCAUACUGAUGAAGACGGCUGAACAGAGCCUGGACCAGACAGAGCCCCUCGAGCAAAGGGAACCUGUCGACCAGAGGAAGCCCGUGUCGGUGGACCGUAGCGGGGGAGGAGUGUGA
Molecule: messenger RNA, 2220 nt
Organism: Salvelinus namaycush (lake trout)
Lineage: Eukaryota; Metazoa; Chordata; Actinopteri; Salmoniformes; Salmonidae
Product: glycerol-3-phosphate dehydrogenase, mitochondrial-like
Exons: 16
Coding region: 1-2220 (739 amino acids)
Biological process (GO): glycerol-3-phosphate metabolic process
Cellular component (GO): glycerol-3-phosphate dehydrogenase (FAD) complex; mitochondrion
Molecular function (GO): calcium ion binding; glycerol-3-phosphate dehydrogenase (quinone) activity
Source: RefSeq, a predicted model, not a curated record